AGGCAAGUAAUUCCUUAAAGUCCAAACAUUAUUUAAUUACAGAAGACAGGUGGUGUUGGAAAUUGAAAGCAAAAGUUGCACUCCAAGCAAAAGCAAUGGAAGGGAAAGGGGGAUAUCAUGUCAUGGAUGGACUUUCUGCUUGCUUCACCCUUCUAAAAACCUCCUCAACUGAGGAAAGAACAUAUUCCCCUUUAACAAGCCCUCAUGGCCUCCAUUAAUCCCCUCCAUGCUCCUUCUGUAGCCUCCCGAUAUUCAUUCAGAAGCCUCCUACGGCAAUGGAAGAAGACUGGAACGCUCUUGCUGCCGACUGCGUGGUCAUCUCGUGUUGUUGCCAGUGCCUGAUCCUUCAGAUCGUCGUCUUCGUCCUCCUCAGGCUCCCAUAUAAGUUGAUCCGAAAAACUAGGGAACUCGCAAAGAGAAGGCUCGGGAGACGAAGGAAACCGAGGUCCAAAGCAAAAGGUAUGGUCGAGUCUAUGAAGUGCCGAUGCGGAGAGGACCACGGGUGGAUGAUCCUUGAUGGUUUGUCGAUCGAAGUUGAUGAUGGGGAUGAAUGUAUGAAGGAAGUAGAGAAAGUGUUGGGGGAAUUGGUGGAGAGGGGGGAGUUUGCAUUUGGGAGCUUCUGGGGCAGGGGAAGUUGUCGACAACAAAUUGGGAGCUCCCAAAGUCAAGGAUUUGAUUUUACAAAUGUUGUACAUUUCCAUUUAAUUGAAGUUGUCGGUCCUCGUAUUUGCAAAACAUAGAUCUUCAUCUUUUUUCUCCUUA
Messenger RNA from Punica granatum (pomegranate), 762 nucleotides. Lineage: Eukaryota; Viridiplantae; Streptophyta; Magnoliopsida; Myrtales; Lythraceae. The record is from RefSeq and is a predicted model, not a curated record.